This is a messenger RNA of Mugil cephalus (flathead mullet), 3763 nucleotides long. RefSeq names its product nucleolar protein 6 (RNA-associated) (gene nol6). Gene Ontology annotation, cellular component: small-subunit processome; CURI complex; UTP-C complex. The transcript is spliced from 26 exons. Gene Ontology annotation, biological process: tRNA export from nucleus; rRNA processing. The record is from RefSeq and is a predicted model, not a curated record. NCBI's taxonomy places the organism in Eukaryota, Metazoa, Chordata, Actinopteri, Mugiliformes, Mugilidae. The coding region runs from base 113 to 3559 and encodes 1148 amino acids.
GUAGCAUGUUUAGCUAACCCUUGGCACAUGUGAGAUCGCAAUGAAGGGAAAGCGGUGUUGAUCAAAACUUUGAAAAUAUCGCAUUUAUCACCACGUCGCACACAGUUCAGACAUGAAAAAGAAGCAGAGGGUUGCCGAGGAGUCGGCAGAGAUGGUUCCUUCAGACUCUUCUCAUGAGGAGGAGGAGGAAGAGAAUGAAGGUCCAGUUAAAGCCAAAAGGAGCAAAACCGAUGGUGCUGUGGAGGAAGAGAAGGUCGUCUACCACCCAGUGAAGCUCUCUCGAAAUGAUCUGUACAGGCCUCCCACAGCAGAGGAGCUAAACCAGUUGAAAGAGGCUGAAAGCCUGUUUCACUGCAGCCUGCUCAAGAUGCAGAUGGAGGAGCUGCUGAAGGAGGUGGCCCUGAGUGAGCGCAGGAAACAGCAAAUCGAUUCCUUCGUUCAGACGGUCACCACGCUACUCCAGGCGGUGCCAUCUUUCCCAGAGGUUGAGGUAAGCGAUGUCUCCUGGCUGUCAGGUGCAGUCAAGGUCCCUUUUCUCCUGGUGCCCAAAACGACAAAGGGCAAAUUCCACAUGGCACCCCCAGCAUCUGUCGAUCUGAUCGGGAGCUAUCCCCUGGGCACCUGUACCAAACCAAACAUCAUGGUGGACCUGGCUGUCACAAUCCCAGCUGCUGUCCUUCACCCAAAAGACGUCCUGAACCAGAGGUAUCCGCGAAAGAGGGCCCUCUACCUGGCAGGGCUGGCCCAGUAUCUCACAUCCUCUCCCGACAUUGGGGCGAUGCGUUACUCCUGUCUCCAUGGAAAUCGACUCCGACCUGUUCUGCUGCUGACCCCUCCAAAUAAAAACUCUUCCAGCUUCACUGUCCGUGUUCACGCGUGUCCUCCUCCUGGCUUCUUCACUCCUAACCGUUUCCACCCCCAGAGGAACAACAUCCGGACAGAGUGGUACACUGGACUGCAGACAUCGCACUCUGAGACCAGCGAACCUCCCACUCCACAUUACAACAGUUCUGUUCUGGGGGACUUACUACCCAGGGCCCACCUCCAGUUUCUUUCUGCUGUCAACUCCCAGUGCCCAGCUUUUGCAGAUGGGGUGGCCUUGCUAAAAGUCUGGCUUCGUCAAAGAGAGCUCGACCGGGGCACUGGUUGUUUUAACGGCUUCCUGGCUUCGAUGCUGUUGGCUUAUUUGCUGAUGACUCACAGGAUCAGUAACACCAUGACGGCUUAUCAGCUGCUCCGAAACAGCUUGAACUUCCUGGCAUCUACAGAUCUGACGGUGAAUGGAAUCAGCCUAGCCAGAGAUCCUGACUCCACAGCUCCUUGUGUUGCAGAAUUUCACAAUGCUUUCCAGGUUGUGUUUGUCGACCCAUCAGGACAUCUCAACAUGUGCGCUGACAUGACCGCUUGCACCUACAAACAGCUGCAGCAUGAGGCAUCUGUGUCGAUGCAGUUCUGGGACAACCCAACGGUGGAUGCUUUCCACAGCCUCCUCAUGACCCCCAAACCCAUGAUAAGGACAAGCGACCAUGUGUUCCAGUUAUGCGAGCUAGUGAAGCUUCAGUCCAGCUGCAAGAAACUGAAUCUCCUCAGUGAGCUCAUGGACCACAGUGGAAACUACGUCCACACAGCGCUCCCUUUCAUUCUGUCACUACUCCAGCGAGGGCUGGGCCAGAGGAUUCACCUCCUCACCCACUCACUCUCUCCUGACCCCGAGUGGUCUGUGGAGAGCGAAGCCCCAAAAUUCAAAGCGCAGCCUCCCCUCUCCUUUGGUUUGCUCUUAAGACCGGAGCUGGCAGCUUCUGUCCUAGAGAGAGGCCCACCAGCAGACAGCCCCAAGGCGGCUGAAUUCCGCGAGCUGUGGGGCCCUCGCUCCGAGCUGCGUCGCUUCCAGGAUGGCGCCAUCACCGAAGCUGUGCUGUGGGAGGGAGAGAGCAUGUGCCAAAAGCGGCUGGUCCCCAGACAGAUCAUUACACACCUGCUACAACUACAUGCAGACAUCCCUGAGUCCUGCGUCAGAUAUGUCGGGGCGCUCCUUGAUGAUGUCAUCAAAACAGGAAGUGAGGUGCCUAGUACUGGAGAGGAGGAGAGUUUAAUGGUGGUUCAGUCUUAUGAUGACCUGAGCAGAAAACUGUGGAGGCUGGAAGGCCUACCUCUCUCGAUCACAGCAGUGCAAGGAGCCCACCCUGCACUCAGAUACACACAGGUAUUUCCCCCCACACCACUGAAGCUGGACUACUCCUUCUUUGACAGAGAAAAGACUUCUAGAUCAUUGGUGCCAAAAGAAGGGAAGCCCUGUCCUGCUUAUGUCACCCCUAUCACAGUAAUCUGUCACAUGGAGGGGAGCGGAAAGUGGCCUCACGACCGCCUCGCAAUCCGCCAUAUCCGAGCUGCUUUCCACAUCCGACUGGGAGAGCUGCUUGAUAAGCACCAUAAAUAUACGUGCAGACCAUGUCCCACUCACCUUGAUGUCUGGAAGGGCGGCCUGUUGUUUCGCAUCCAGGUGGCAUACCAUCGUGAGCCUCAGGUGCUGAGGGAGAGUGUGAAUGCAGAGGGGCUGCUGGUUGUAAGGGACAAUGAGGAGGCUCAGGCUGUGGAGAUGGCCACCAUUCACAAGCCGCUACUCACCAGCACAUUACAUGGGCUCCAGCAGCAGCACCCAUGUUUUGGUGCAGUGUGCCGCCUGGCCAAGCGCUGGCUGGGGUCUCAGCUCUUCAGCGACGACAUCACAGAGGACACAGCAGAUCUGCUCGUGGUGUCGCUUUUCCUGAAGCCUGCACCGUUUACUGUUCCAAGCUCUCCGCAGGUGGGCUUCCUCCGUUUCCUUCAUCUGCUGUCCUCCUUUGACUGGAGGAACAACCCGCUGGUGGUUGACCUCAACAACCAACUCACAGCUGCCGACUACACUGAGAUAAAGAAUGGCUUCAUGGCGUCCAGGGAGUCUCUGCCCGUCAUGUUUAUAGCCACGCCUAAAGACAAAAAGCUAUCCAUGUGGACCAAACGAUCGCCGAGUAUACAGAUGCUGCAACGUGUGAUGACGGUGGCCGCAGAGAGUCUUAAAGUGCUGGAAAGUCAGCUGAUGGACGGCAGCCAGAUACAAGAUGUCAGGGUGGUCAUGCGCCCCCCUUUGGAUGUCUACGACGUUGUGAUUCACCUGAACCCAAAGCAGGUUCCCCUGCUCGGCCAGGCAAUCGACCCACCCGCUGUCACCUUCAGCAGGGGUGUCAUGACCGGCAACGCCUCUCAAACCGGAGGGGCCCUGCCAGUUGUCGACUACAACCCUGUGUCUUUCUACCUCGCAGAGCUAAGGGAGGCAUAUGGAGACCUGGCCCUCUUCUUCUAUGAUCCAUACGGUGGAACAGUGAUUGCGGUUUUGUGGAAGCCAAAGGCCUUCCUCCCUGUGCCCUUCAAGACAUCACAGGUGUCUGCCCGGAGCGUGGAAGUGACUGGCGACCAAGCAAAUACCAUUCCCAAUGCAGAAGCCAUACUCGAGGACUUCCGGAUUCUGGGGAAGGACUUAGUCAAAUCAGUGGAAGCCAAGACUGAAAAAUGGUCAAUUUAACACAGAGAAACCACUUUAAACUGAUGGAUGCCUUUUGUUUUGAACAGAACAAAAGAAAUGUAAAUGAAUGAACUGUGGCUAUCCUGUUAACAAUAUAAUGUGUUAGUAGUGUUGCUGUUAAAGAUGUUUAAACACCAGACAUUUGUCUUUUUUGGUGAAACUGUCUCAUGUCUAAUAAAUGCAUAUCUCCGCUUUUGCAUUUCA